AUGAAUUGUGUGGGGUAUCAGUACGUCUAUGCGUGCGUGCUUGGGUUCGUCCUUCUCCUCCGCCCUCGUCCUUCGCCUCUGCAUCACCCACUGCUCCCUUGCGUCGCCCCUCCGCCUCGCCUCGCCUCGCCUCGCCUCACCCCUUUACCCCCCAGCUCGCCUCGCCCCGGCGUACAGUCUCCCUCGCCUCUUGAGAGCGGUCGCGGGUUGGCGAUGUGCCGCGGCACGCAACUCGUAGCACCCACCACCACACCCUCGCCUCAC
Schizophyllum commune H4-8 is the source of this 264-nucleotide messenger RNA. RefSeq lists its product as uncharacterized. The transcript has a single exon. The record is from RefSeq and is a predicted model, not a curated record. The annotation marks the transcript as partial. Lineage: Eukaryota; Fungi; Basidiomycota; Agaricomycetes; Agaricales; Schizophyllaceae.